Molecule: messenger RNA, 1164 nt
Organism: Microthlaspi erraticum
Lineage: Eukaryota; Viridiplantae; Streptophyta; Magnoliopsida; Brassicales; Brassicaceae
Source: the annotation of a GenBank genome assembly
AUGGCGUCGAAGCUUCUUACUACUUUCUUCCUCCUGAUCUCCUUUCUCGAUCUCGUCUCCCUUUCUGAUGCUUCUCUGGAUCCUAUCUCCUCCGGCGUGGAAAUCCUCGCCGAUUCCGGCUACUUCUCCAUGGGACUCACUCUCCAGCUCGCCAACAAAGACCUCCAUCUAGAAGAUUGGCAAGAGCUCACCAUCUUCGUCCCUUCCGAUCGAUCCUUCUCGGAAAAUGGACAGCCGUCGCUUCUCGAAAUCAAGUACCAGAUCUCUCCGACGAGGCUCCCCGGAGAAACGCUAAGGAACCUUCCCCGUGACGCGAAAAUCCCCACUCUGAGAUCUAAUUCCUCUCUCACCGUCACGAAUUCUUCGACAUCCGGAGGUAAAUUCUCGAUCAACGACGUCGUGGUCCAAGAUUCACCUGUUUUCGACGACGGAUCCGUCGUGAUUUACGAAGCCGACGAGUUUUUCACACCACCGGAGACUUCCGCUUCCGCUUCCAGCCUCAACUCAUCAUCAUCAUCGUCUUCUUCAACCCCAACCCCAAUCCCAAUCCCAGACCCAAUCUCAUCUCCUGCAUCGAUUCCAAUCCCUAGCUCCGCGACUCGUACUUCUCCGACCCCUAAUUUCGCCGGAUCCUCUCAAAUUCCCCCAAACCGAACUAAACCAACGAGCUGCUUCAACAUCUUCGAGUCGGCUUCGAGAUUGCUACUCUCCAGAGGCUUCGUGAUCAUGGCCACGUUUCUCGCUCUGCAACUUGAAACUUCAGAGAACAACAACGACACGACGAAGCUCACAGUCUUCGCUCCCAUCGACGAAGCGAUUCCGAAUUCCAUCGCCAAAUUCUCCGAUUACGCUACUAUCUUCCGGGGACACGUAAUCCAGCGACUUCUCUCUUGGAAAGAUCUCCAGAAUCUGGCGUGGGAAGAUUGGAUCAUGCAAACUGCUCUAAAAGGUUACGAGAUCGAAGUUUCUUGGUCAGGUGAUGUUCUUCUUCUCAAUGGAGUCCCACUCAUGUACCCAGACCUUUACGUCAACGAAUGGAUCGCUGUUCAUGGCGUUAACCAAAUGAUCGUACCACAAGCAAUGAAGGCUAAGAUUGGAGAAGAAGAAGAAGAUGCUCAUCAAGACUACUCUUCUGAGUUAGGUGACUAUAAUAAUCUUCACUGA